Messenger RNA from Fulvia fulva, 2445 nucleotides. Its product is annotated as DNA repair protein rhp54. The transcript has a single exon. Gene Ontology annotation, cellular component: nucleus. Bases 1 to 2445 code for a protein of 814 amino acids. Gene Ontology annotation, molecular function: DNA translocase activity; hydrolase activity, acting on acid anhydrides; ATP binding. Lineage: Eukaryota; Fungi; Ascomycota; Dothideomycetes; Mycosphaerellales; Mycosphaerellaceae. The record is from RefSeq and is a predicted model, not a curated record. Gene Ontology annotation, biological process: reciprocal meiotic recombination; double-strand break repair via synthesis-dependent strand annealing.
AUGACAGUCGCCGACAAGGAGAAUGUCCCGCCGCCAUCAACCAAGCCACGCGCACGACUCUACGGCGGCACCCCUCAAUCGGCCGACCGACUGGUCAAGCCGUUCAAGUGUCCCGGCGCAAACACUCCCUCGAGAGUGUCCGAGAAGCCUGCGCGAAAGCGACGUAAGGUCGACUAUGCUGGUGGCGAUGGUAGUGUGGGAGAGGGCGACAGGCCAUACACCAACGAAGAUCGACUCGCCCUCGCGACCCGAGAUGUCAACCGCUUUCCCGUCUUCAAGGCCAAAGACAAGGAUACUGCUUUCCGGUCACGCUUCUCGAUUCCACUGAAGAACAAGGACAAUCUAGGAUAUACGCAGUCGAAAGGACCCCCUCUACUCGGUCUGCGGCAGGGCACAGUCUUCGUCCACAAGCCACUGCACGAUCCCAGCGGAGAGUUCGCGAUUGUGUUGUUCGACCCGACCGUGGACUACCGACUCGAUGCAAAGCGACUAGAAGAGGCAGAGACAGAACCAGAGAAGAAGCAUGAGUCGCCUCCAGACAAGCCGAAGCUGGACGAGCCUCUUAUGCACAAGAGCCUGGCAGACAUCUUAGGUAUAAAGAAGAAGGUGGACACAGAACGACCGAAAGUGCCUGUCGUGAUUGAUCCGAGGCUGGCGAAAGUGCUGCGACCGCAUCAGGUCGAGGGUGUCAAAUUCUUAUACAAGUGUACCACCGGACUUAUCGAGGAAGGUGCUGAAGGUUGCAUAAUGGCAGACGAGAUGGGUCUUGGAAAGACCUUGCAGUGCAUUACGUUGAUGUGGACAUUACUGAAGCAGUCGCCUGACGCGGGAAAGAGCACCAUACAAAAGUGCAUCAUUGCAUGUCCGGCAUCUCUUGUACGAAACUGGGCGAACGAAUUGGUCAAAUGGUUGGGAGAAGGCGCUAUCAUACCUUUCGCUGUUGAUGGAAAGGCUUCCAAGGAAGAGCUGACACAGCAAAUGCGCCAAUGGGCGUCUGCGACAGGUCGGGCUGUGAUUCGACCAGUUCUGAUCGUGUCUUACGAGACACUGCGACUCUACGUGGACGAGCUGCGGAAUACACCGAUCGGCCUUAUGCUUUGCGACGAAGGUCAUCGCCUGAAGAACGCAGAGUCGAAUACUUACGAAUCGCUCACAGGUCUCAACGUCAAGAAGCGAGUCAUUCUGUCAGGAACACCCAUCCAGAAUGAUCUCUCAGAGUACUUUGCAUUGCUGGACUUUGCUAACCCUGCCUAUCUCGGUACUCGACUUGAGUUCAGAAAGCAGUAUGAGCUGCCCAUCCUCCGAAGCAGAGACGCCGAUGGAAGUGACAAAGAUCGAGAGAAGGGUGAUGAACGUCUCAAGGAGCUUCUGGGCAAGGUCAACAAGUUCAUCAUUCGACGCACGAACGACAUUUUGUCAAAGUACUUGCCUGUCAAGUACGAGCACGUUGUCUUCUGCAAUCUGGCGCCGUUCCAGCUGGACCUCUACAACUACUUCAUCAAGUCGCCGGAGAUCCAGAGUUUGCUCCGUGGCAAGGGAAGUCAACCUCUCAAGGCUAUUGGGCUACUAAAGAAACUUUGCAAUCAUCCCGACUUACUCCAUCUGCCAGACGAUCUUCCUGGUUGUGAAAAGCACUUCCCGGAUGAUUACGUACCGAAGGAUCUGCGUGGUCGUGAUCGCGAUGUCAAGCCUUACUAUUCUGGCAAGAUGCAAGUCCUCGCUCGCAUGCUGGCGCGGAUACGACAGGAUACCAACGACAAGAUUGUGCUCAUCUCCAACUACACACAAACACUCGAUGUCUUCGAGCAGCUAUGCAGGAACAAUAACUAUGGUUCUCUGCGACUCGAUGGCACCAUGAACGUCAACAAACGUCAGAAGCUGGUAGAGAAGUUCAACGAUCCGAAUGGCGAAGAGUUCGUCUUCCUGCUGUCGUCAAAGGCUGGUGGAUGUGGUCUGAACUUGAUUGGCGCAAAUCGACUGGUGCUCUUCGACCCUGACUGGAAUCCAGCGGCAGACCAGCAAGCCCUCGCUCGUGUUUGGCGUGAUGGCCAAAAGAAAGAUUGCUUCGUGUAUCGAUUCAUGACGACCGGCACGAUUGAGGAGAAAGUCUUCCAGCGUCAAUCUCACAAGCAAGCACUAUCAUCAUGUGUCGUUGACUCCGCCGAGGACGUCGAGCGUCACUUCAGUGUCGACUCGUUACGAGAACUGUUCCAGUACAAGCCGAACACUACCAGCGACACUCACGACACCUUCAAGUGUAAGCGCUGCAAGAAUGGCAGGCAGGUCAUGAAGGCGCCAGCUAUGCUUUAUGGUGACACAAGUAGUUGGAAUCACUUCACGAAUGAAGGUGAGCAAGGUGCCAUGGGCAGGAUCCAGGAUCUGCUGCUACGACAGGAGACGGCGGAGAAGGAUGUCAGUGCUGUGUUCCAGUACAUCAGUCAUUGA